Ogataea haglerorum is the source of this 1233-nucleotide messenger RNA. RefSeq lists its product as uncharacterized. The record is from RefSeq and is a predicted model, not a curated record. Lineage: Eukaryota; Fungi; Ascomycota; Pichiomycetes; Pichiales; Pichiaceae. The transcript has a single exon. Bases 1 to 1233 code for a protein of 410 amino acids.
AUGAAAACGAGAUCACCUUCGUCGCGGGGAUCGGUGAUAGACAUCCUUGCGUGGAUCAUUCUGCUGGUGACUUUGGUCUUUUUUGUGCUGACACCGAUUCUGCUAAAUAAACAAGUCCCAUCACUGGUUGCCCUAUCCGAUGACCAAACCACGGACGCAGGGGUCGUCAAGUUCCGCUUGAUCAGAAAGGACGACAACAAUAGCACUUCUAGCAGCUCCAGUGACUUCGGCGACAGCAGCUCCACUGACUCCACAUUUUUUGACACUUCCGAUGAUGAGCCGACUUCGUCAUUCUCUUCGUUCUCGUCGUCGUCUUCCUCAUUGACAUCGCUCACGACCCUUUUGACCAGCUUCUCUGAGGAGUCCAGCAGCACACAGAGCUCAAGCAACGAGCCAUCCACCUCCCAGUCAUCGACGAUCUCGAGUACUGUUUCCAGCUCAUACACGUCUGAUACAUCCAACAGUCAAACAACCAUCCGGAUCACACAAACUUCGUUGGCGGCAUCUUCCCCGACAAUAUCAUCUUCUUCGAGCUCCUCCUCAUCCUCGGGCUCAGAGGGUGAACAGUCGUCUUCGGAUCAGAGUACCCAGAACGAGUCGUCAUCCGGUACCGAGUCUUCCUCCACUUCAGAUACCCAGCCAUCGUCCACAGCAUCAAGCUCGUACUCGCAAUCGGCCUCGAGCUCUGCAAAUACAUCAAGCUCUGAGUCAACUACAGAGUCCUCAUCGCCAACUACGUCGUCUGAAGAAGCUUCCUCCACAACCUCAGCUUCCUCUCAAACCUCGGAAGUCUCCGCGUCGUCAUCUACGUCCGAGUCGUCUUCGUCCACGCCUGUCAGGGCCUCGUCGUCGCCGUCAUCCUCAGUGAAUGAAAACUCAGAUCAGUCUUCGGGUGGUCUUUCGUCGAAGAACAAAAAAAUCGUGAUCGGAGUGGUCGUUGGGCUUGGUGUGCCGCUGCUACUGCUGCUCUUGUUUGCGCUGUUUCUCAUCUACAAGAAACGGAAGCCGAAGACCGACUACUAUGUUGACUCCAACGGCCGUAUGGUGGGCCUGAUGGAAAGCGGCUGGCUCUCGAAGCUGGCGUUUUGGAAUAGAGACAAAAACGGCGGCGAUUUCGGCGAAGACGACGAUGAGGACCUGAGCGGCUUCAACAAAAAUUCGACAGGAGAGACGGGAUUUGUGGUGAAUAGAGCCAAAACUGUGAGACACACCAAUCCGGGUACCACUUUUUAA